This is a messenger RNA of Malania oleifera, 3175 nucleotides long. RefSeq names its product RNA-binding KH domain-containing protein RCF3. The record is from RefSeq and is a predicted model, not a curated record. Gene Ontology annotation, molecular function: mRNA binding. Gene Ontology annotation, cellular component: cytoplasm; nucleus. Gene Ontology annotation, biological process: regulation of gene expression. Lineage: Eukaryota; Viridiplantae; Streptophyta; Magnoliopsida; Santalales; Ximeniaceae. Bases 378 to 2480 code for a protein of 700 amino acids. The transcript has 7 exons.
AAAGUGAACUUGUUUAUUUAUAGCAGUAGAAAUGGUGGUCAAGCCGAGCAGCCCAACUGGACUGUGACUUUGCUCUACUGUCUCAGAUUGUACAUCUUGCGGGCGCGCGAACUCUGAACACUUUCCUGGCAUUUUUUUUUUCUCUGGAAACAACCGGAAAAUAGUUCAUAAGCAAACAAUCAAGCUCUGGGGAGCCCCUCCUCAAGUCAAUUUUGGAUUCUGGAACAAAAAAUCAGCACCCUUUAAUCUUCAAUGCCUGGUUCAUGAUUGCCCAGAAUUUGCUUUCGAUGGAUCCAUGACUGCCGGCGAUAGCAUGACCCAGUAGGGAGUAAAGGGCUUCUGAAGAACCCUUGGGUUUGAACAAACUCAAUUGGGAUAUGGACAGAUCUAGGUCCAAGAGGAACUACUACUAUGACCAGGACUAUGAAUCUGAAACCCUAGCGAGGACCAAACCCAGGUACAGCAACCAUAACCACCACCAUUAUACAGCGGCCGGCCACCAUCAUCGCCGCGGUGGCGGUGGCGGUGGCGGAGGCGGCGGCGGCGGCGCCAGAGCGGCCAAGGUCUCGGACUCGUCGUUGAUGGUCACCACGAGCUACCGGAUCCUUUGCCUCGACGUGAAGGCUGGUGGCGUAAUUGGGAAGUCCGGUAGCAUCAUUAAGGCGAUCCGGCAGCAUACCGGAGCAUGGAUCAAUGUACACGAGCUGGUUCCGGGCGACGAGGAGCGGGUUAUUGAGAUUUCGGAUACCCGGCGGCGCGACCCGGAUGGGCGAAUGCCGCAGUUCUCGCCGGCGCAGGACGCGCUGCGGCUGGUUCAUGAGAGGAUACUUGAUAGUGAUGGAGGAUUUGGUGGUGGUGAUGAGGAGGAUGAUUACGGGCCGCCUCGGGGCGGUGGCGGAAGCCGGGUGGCCACAAGGCUUGUGGUGUCGCGGAUGCAUGUUGGGUGUUUGCUUGGGAAGGGAGGGAAGAUAAUUGAGCAAAUGAGAGUUGAAACAAAGACCCAGAUAAGGAUUCUGCCAAGGGAUCACAGUUUGCCCCGUUGCGUAUCAAUGUCGGAGGAGAUUGUUCAGGUCGUGGGUGAUGUGAAUGCUGUGAAGAAUGCUAUAGAAAUUAUCUCAUUGCGCUUGAGGGAAAGCCAACACCGCGAUCGUAGUCAUGUCCAUGGGCGAUUACAUUCACCAGAGCGAUUCUUUCCUCCUGAUGAUGAUUUUUCUCACAUGAAUAACACAUCUCGACGACAAUCUUUGGAUGGGCCUACUUUCGGAUCACGAUUACCUGCUACCAUGACUAGCUUUAGAGGCAAUAACCAUGCCUCGCACGCUUCUGGUUCCACAGUGGAAUCUGGGGCUGCUCCUGCACUGGACAACAUGCAGCCAUUUUAUGGUGAGGACAUUGUGUUUCGAAUACUCUGCCCAAUUGAGAAGGUUGACAGUGUUGUUGGAGAAUCAGAUGGGAUUAUGGAUUUGCUUCAAAAUGAAAUUGGUGUUGAUGUUAAGGUUAAGGAUCCUAUGACUGGGUCAGAUGAACAGAUAAUUAGUAUUUCUUCUGAGGAGGGUCCUGAUGAUGAGCUAUUUCCAGCUCAAGAAGCUUUGUUGCACAUCCAAACCCGCAUUGUUGAUCUUGUUCCAGAUAAAGACAAUGUUAUUACUACCAGAUUACUUGUUCCAUCCAGUGAAAUUGAAUGUUUAGAUGGAAGAGAUGGAUUGUUAUCUGAGAUGAGGAGAUCAACGGGUGCAAACAUACAGAUCCUGCCAAAAGAAGAAGUCCCUGCAUGUGCGUUAGCAACUGAUGAGCUUGUACAGAUAGUAGGGGAGAUAAAGGCAGCUCGAGAUGCUCUUGUUGAGGUGACAUCAAGACUACGGAGUCACUUAUAUAGGGAGUUUUUCCUAAAGGACAUGCCACCAACGUCCAACUCUGCAGCAGGCCCUGUGGAGAGUGCAUUGGGGCAGGAAACAGCUUCUCCCAAUAAAGCAACUCCAGCUCCUGAAGUUUAUUCUGGAAGUGGUCCUCCAGUGACAUAUCAGAAUGCGCAAAUGGUAGCAACAACACAGCUGUCAAAGGAGUCUGCAGGGUCUAGCAGUGAACCAGUAAAGCAGAACGAAAGUGACCGGCGUGAAGAUGCGCCAAGUGGGUUGAGCAGAAUCCCCGUUCCACUUGUCACUCGGAGUAUACUGGAAGUUGUAAUACCAGAGCAUGCAGUUUCCAAGCUCAUAACGAAGACGAAAAACAGGCUUGCUCAGUUCAGUGAGUUGUCUGGAGCCAAUGUUAUCCUUAUAGAAGAUAGACCAGAUGUCACAGAAAAAAUUAUUCAAAUAUCAGGCACUCCAGAGCAAGCUGAGAAAGCCCAGAGCUUGCUCCAAGGCUUUAUUCUUAGCAGUAAGUCUCUCUCUCUCUCUCUGUGGGCGUGCGCCUGUGCAUAUGCUAAUUAUCGGCUUUCUUGGUAUUUUAUCUGUGUCCCAGCACAAGAGGAUGCCCUAUGAGGUGGUGUGACGAAUGGGCAUAUACCAAAAUGGGAUGGUGGCUUCCUGUGCUAAUUUGAAUGCCGAUUUCUUAGAUGUUUUUAUGAAAACCAUGGGGAGGGGAGAGCAUUUCACUCCAUAAUCCUGGUGGAGCAUUAAACAUUCUGCUGUAAAUUUAGUAGCCAAGCUCUACUGGGAAAAAAAAUUUCAUGGCUUAAGCAAGCAAUGUAGUGUGUCCAUUUUCCUGCAUAUAUGAGGCUGUGGUUCAGGGCUAGGGCUUUUCUACUUGAUUUUCAAUUAAGUGGUCUUUUUUAGUCCCUCCUUUUUUAAGGGUAGGAAGUACUAAAGUUGUUACACUUGAUUGGAGUCCAGUUGUGAUUGCUGUUCUCUAAAUGGCUGGAGUUCUUUUCGGAGCUAGCAUAGAGCCAUCCAAGGGAAAGUGAUGUUUGAAAAUGAGAUGUUCUGUAUAUAAACAGAGACAAGCGUAUAAAUGGUCCUCUAAUUUUACUUCUCUUUUUUGGCCCUGCUUUUCACAAGCCGCCCAUUGAUUUUCAGUGUGCUUUUCUUUGUUAAUUGAUUCAUGUUUAUGUUUAAACUUGACCCCCCUUAGUUAUUAAUGGCAGCCACGACUGAUUCACUGUUGUAUAAGAAUACUAGUUUCUCCGCAUUUAUUGAAUUAGGAGGAAUGAAAUUAAAUUUAUUACUUGAUUUUAUCA